AUGGUAUCAUUAUUAGCUGUUCAUGUCAAAAGAAUGGAUUAUCCAACAAAUUUUAUUUUACUUGGUUUAUUUACAUUAUUCGAAUCGUUUACAAUUGGUACACUGGUAUCAUUUUUCGAUAAAUUUCUUGUUGUACAAGCGCUUAUUAUCACAUCAGUUAUUGUUUGCUGCUUGACAAUGUAUACAUUUCAAACCAAACGAGAUUUUUCGACAAUGGGUGCUGGCUUAUUUGCUUUUCUGUCCGUCUUAUUUGCUGGUGUAUUAUUACAAAUAUUUCUACAAUCACCGGUGAUGGACAUUGUUCUAGCUAUGGCGGGCGCUCUUCUCUUUAGUGGCUUUUUAAUUUAUGACACUCAACAAAUUAUGCGUAAAUGUUCACCAGAAGAAUACAUCGUUGGCGCAAUAACAAUUUAUCUUGAUAUUACUCGAUUAUUUAUUGAAAUUCUUCGCAUAUUGGAGGCCCUUCGUCAGAAAUAA
This is a messenger RNA of Didymodactylos carnosus, 477 nucleotides long. The record is from the annotation of a GenBank genome assembly. Lineage: Eukaryota; Metazoa; Rotifera; Eurotatoria; Philodinida; Philodinidae.